Protobothrops mucrosquamatus (brown spotted pit viper) is the source of this 1977-nucleotide messenger RNA. RefSeq names its product SRY-box 10 (gene SOX10). The record is from RefSeq and is a predicted model, not a curated record. The transcript has 4 exons. Bases 239 to 1624 code for a protein of 461 amino acids. NCBI's taxonomy places the organism in Eukaryota, Metazoa, Chordata, Lepidosauria, Squamata, Viperidae. Gene Ontology annotation, cellular component: nucleus. Gene Ontology annotation, biological process: neural crest cell migration; peripheral nervous system development; morphogenesis of an epithelium. Gene Ontology annotation, molecular function: RNA polymerase II cis-regulatory region sequence-specific DNA binding; DNA-binding transcription factor activity, RNA polymerase II-specific.
AGAGACAUUCAUGCAGGGUAUUAGGAGCAACCAAGCCUCCCUCCAGGAAUGGCACUUCUGAUAGUUCUCCCAGCACACAGCUCUUGAAAGCUACCAGCCUCGUGAAAAGAGAACAGACACAGAGAGAACAGAGAGGCUAGUGGGACACAAAUUACAGCUAACUCAGGAUUUGCCCGAGAGACCGGCUGAUUUCAAGCUUGAAGACUUGAUUUUUGAGGGGUAAAAUCAAGAGGAAACAAUGACAGAUGAUCAAGACCUUUCUGAAGUAGAAAUGAGUCCUGUUGGUUCUGAAGACCAUCACUGCCUUUCACCAGGACCUUCCAUGGCAUCAGACACCAACUCUCAUCUUACCAACUCUGGCAGUGGUGAGAUGGGGAAAGUGAAGAAGGAACAACAAGACACAGAGGCAGAUGAUGAUAAGUUUCCAGUGUGCAUCCGGGAGGCAGUGAGCCAGGUACUGAGUGGUUAUGAUUGGACCCUAGUGCCCAUGCCUGUGCGUGUCAAUGGAAGCAGCAAGAGCAAGCCCCAUGUCAAGCGGCCUAUGAAUGCCUUCAUGGUGUGGGCUCAAGCAGCCCGGAGGAAGCUGGCUGAUCAGUAUCCUCACCUUCACAAUGCAGAACUUAGUAAGACGCUUGGGAAGCUCUGGAGAUUAUUGAAUGAAAGUGACAAACGGCCUUUCAUUGAAGAAGCAGAGCGGCUACGGAUGCAGCACAAGAAGGACCACCCUGAUUAUAAGUACCAACCACGGCGUCGGAAAAACGGCAAGGCUGCCCAGGGAGAAAAUGAUGGCCAGGCUGAUGGGGAAGCUGGUGGAGCUGCAGCUAUUCAAGCCCACUAUAAGAAUGCCCAUUUGGACCAUAGGCAUCCUGGAGAAGGAUCUCCCUUGUCUGAUGGGCACCCUGAACAUUCUUCAGGUCAGAGCCAUGGACCUCCCACUCCACCAACUACACCGAAGACGGAGCUCCAGACGGGUAAGGCUGACUCCAAACGGGAUGGGCGUUCCCUUGGGGAAGGAGGAAAGCCUCACAUCGACUUUGGCAAUGUGGAUAUCGGGGAGAUCAGCCACGAAGUGAUGUCCAAUAUGGAGCCCUUUGAUGUCAACGAGUUUGAUCAAUAUCUUCCACCAAAUGGACACGCUGCUCACCCAGGCCAUGUGGGGGGUUAUGCCACAGCUGCUGGUUAUGGCCUUGGUAGUGCCCUGGCUGCAGCCAGUGGACACUCUGCCUGGAUCUCCAAGCAGCAUGGAGUCUCUUUGUCUGCUGCCACAUCCUCAGUGGUAGAUUCGAAGACACAAGUAAAAACAGAGGGCUCUACUCCAGGGGGUCAUUAUACUGACCAACCCUCCACUUCCCAGUUAGCUUACACAUCACUCGGUCUGCCCCAUUAUGGCUCAGCUUUUCCCUCUAUAUCCAGGCCCCAGUUUGAUUAUCCUGAUCACCAACCUUCAGGACCCUACUACAGCCACUCUAGUCAGGCUUCUGGUCUCUACUCAGCCUUCUCAUAUAUGGGGCCCUCUCAGCGUCCUCUGUACACUGCCAUCUCUGACCCAGCCCCUUCAGUGCCACAGUCCCACAGUCCCACACACUGGGAACAGCCUGUGUAUACAACCCUCUCAAGACCCUAGGGAAUGGGGAGCAGUGACCAAAGCAGCAGCGGAAAGGCUCCAAAGAAUCAGCCCCAGAAGAUGAGCCUCCAAGUUCCAAGGUCUUUUGGUGUCAUCCAUUCGCCAGAAUCCACAGAAUAUCCGGGGAUGUCUAUCAUGACCACAGUUAUCGAUGGCUCACCUGGCUGGAGGAAGGUUCCCAACCACCCCCCCUACUCCCAGUCCCUGAGUGGCUUUCAAGAUCCCAUAGGCCUUCUAAAGGAGGGUGAUUCUAGGCAUGGAGCAACAAGUCAUGGUUGGUUUUUGUAAGGCAGAUUGAGAGUUUAAAGUAAUUACAAGAAGAAUAAAAUUGAGAGAUAAUUCUCCCUUCUCUU